Didymodactylos carnosus is the source of this 456-nucleotide messenger RNA. The record is from the annotation of a GenBank genome assembly. NCBI's taxonomy places the organism in Eukaryota, Metazoa, Rotifera, Eurotatoria, Philodinida, Philodinidae.
AUGGAAUUGUUGACAAGAAUAGAAGAAAUAUACAAAAAUAAUAAUUCUGUUGAUAUCGCAAAUGUAUUAAUAAGAAUUGGUCAAGUAUAUUAUGAACAAGGUGGAUAUAACAUUCUACCAGCAUUCCAUCCAGAUUAUGCAUAUGGCCUCUAUCGUAUGGGUCAAAUUUAUUAUGAUAUGAAUUGUUUAACAAACAAUUUGCAGUAUCGUAAACGAGCUUUACAUCUAAGAGAACAAAUAUUAUUCAAAGACCAUCAGCAUAUUGGUCGAAGUUUAUAUGAAUUAGGAAACAUCCGUUCAAAAGAAGAUGAUCCACAAGGUACAUUGGAAUUUUAUUUACGAGCACUUGAAAUCUAUAGGAAAACGUUUGAUGAUGGUAAUAGUACUCAUCCAUAUAUACCUGCAAUUCAAAAUGACAUUUCAAGAGUAAGAGACCGCCUCAGCAUCGAUUUGUGA